CUGUCUCACAUAGCAUUUGUCAGUGCACAGCCGUCCGUGUUGUAGAAUAGAUGCUUCGGGUCCUAGCAUUGUAAUUCAGAACCGUGCGCGUGCUUUGCUCUCCCCAUUAAUGGUGACUGGGACUGGGACGGAAUUCGGAUACAGUGCGUCGUCACGAUCAAUUGGUAGUGUGUUUUGACCAUCAAGGACCACCGACCGCACUUGCAUAUUCCCAGAAGCUCGUGUGCUGAGAAUAGAAGGGAGGUGUCUUGUCCCCACAGUUCCAUGAGAAGGUGGCUGAGUGUGGUUGACGAAGAGGUGGUGAGAGCGCAGACUGCGAAGAUCUUGAACUAGUUACCGCCUCGAAGUAGGACCUAGUCAACCGGAAAAUAUUUGCUCAAACGGAAACUAAUGAGACUAGUGAAGCUUUGAUGGUGGUUCCUGGGAGAAGAGAGCGCCUUGAAGGUUACGCAAAGAACGUUGCAAAUUUGAUUUCACAAUCGGAAGCGCCGGUUCAGAAGUAGUAGAAACAAAAUUAUCCAAAUAAACAGGGUGAACCGAUAUUUGUCCACAAUGGACCAUAACGUACAAUUGAACACUGUAAAAGAGACUGUUGCUGAUGAAUAUUGUGGUUUGUGCUUCAGCCUGUAUGGAAUGUUGUUUUGAGUGAAAGUAUUGAGCCAGGGGAUGAUCGUGCCCUAGGACCCAAGUUACGAAACGAAAACGAAAACUCCCUACAGAACUAGGCUAGAUUGUGAUGUUGCUUUUCGAUACUUCAUAACGAAGCGAAGUGUAAGAAGAAGGAACAUAGAAAUAAAUCUUAGAGCUGCAGGAAACAAAGAGCCAUCGGAAGGAAACAUGCAGUGAUUCGAUUGUAAAAGGCAAAAUAGCUUGUGCUGACGGUCAUCAUCGAGUGCGAAGGCGUGCUUCAGAGCGAGCUGUACGGCAGAAACGCGCGGAUUUUUUAUUUAGUGGCUGACGUUAACAAAAUCGUUGCACACUCUAGUAGGAUGGAACAAAUUGCGAAUUUGUUUGUUUGCUUUCUGAUGAUUUCAACCAUUGACAACAUAUACAGCUAUCCUACACCAAGUGAUAUCCUAUCAGGCAAAGAGUUCCUAUCGAUUCUAAUGGGUUCUGAUUCUCGAAGCAGUCGGAGCAAUAACUACGAUAGUCGAAGUACAAAUGUGCCGCAAUCUGCAGUGACAGCUCAUCCAUUUCGAGGGUCGCGCAAGUUCAGCCAAAUUUACUACGAACGUGCUGAAGAUGAAGAAAGCAUACUACCGAUAGAAACACUUUUCAAUUCUCAAGAAGAUGUGGGUCGCACCGGAGCACGAUCUUAUGGCUUCAAAAGUAGGACUCGAUCCAGAUAUGGGAAGCAGAGAACAACAGCGCCGACUACUAUCAAACCAAUAGAAGAAAAGGAUGAUUUGGAAGUAGCUGCAAGUGAAAUCAGCAUUAGUUCCAUCAGUACAACUGAAAGUGAAGGGUUUGAUACAACAAUGUCAACUACAAUUUCCGCAGGGACUGAUUCUCUAAGUAGCGCUACAAUUACGAGUACUUUUCCCACUACUAUCCUCGCUAGUCAACAAACCGAAGAGCCUCUCUUAAACGAUCAACCAAUCCAAAUGAACGAAGAAGAUCGAUCCGUGAAUUCAAAUUCCUUUCGAAGUGAGUUCACUAUUGAGGAAAGUGAUCCGUCUUUGGGUAUUGGUCAGAACGAACCUGAAAGAGUGGAAUCGAGUAAUAUUCAUCAUGUUAUGAGGACACCGGAUUCCGAACAGAUGCACAUGCAGUCGAACCGUGGACGGAUGCAACGAAAACAGGACCCACUUGCGUCUCGUCAGACCGUUAUUUAUCAUGACAAGAAAAGUGAGGCUCAACCUCGAUCAGUUUCUUACAGCUUUAUUGGCGAAACUGCUCCCACUAUUAAAACCUGGAGAGACAUCGAUGAAGAAUAUCUCGCUUCUCAAAACACAACGGAAGCGCCUUCCAGGGCACCUGCCAAUGAACCGCCCCAGCCUGGUUUACCCAUGAUCUGGUCUGAACCGGAAAAAAAUUACAGUGAACCGGCAAAAGUAUGGUCUGAGCCAGCAAAAGUUUAUUCCGAACCAGCAAAAUUUUACUCUCAACCAUCAAGAAUUUAUUCAGAACCGGCGAAAAUAUACUCCGAACCAGCUAAGAUUUACUCUAAACCUUCAAGUUUUUGGCAAACGGCUUAUGAUAAUCCCCCUUCCAGAGUUUCUUCGCCUCCGAUGCAAACGACUACCGAGUCUUCUACCAGUCAGAAGCGUAUUGUAUUCAACGAUUUGGACAAGAUCCCGUACGACGAGUUGAACGCACCGGCAGAUGCAGCAGACCGGAGCUCAAUCCACAAUGCGAUAGGAAAGUUCACCCCUAAACAGGUUCAGGAACCUCCGAAGAAGAAUCUUAACAAACCAACGCCCGAUCCAACAGAAGUGAUAGACCCUUACGUAGAAAAGCAAGGAGUUGGCAACGGGAACACUCCCAAUGUAGUACAAACCUUGGCGCCUGCAUCCGGAUCAACGGACGAUUCCAAAGUCGGCUACGUGGUAGAAGGGCGAAACUAUCGGAAAUAUCGCGUUGAAGAAAAAACUCCCGACGGUUUCAUUGUUGGAGAAUAUGGAGUCUUGAGCCACAACGACGGGAACCUUCGAGGGGUUCGCUACACUGCGGACUCCGACAUCAACCCACGGUUAAUAUAUGACGCAUUGAUCAAAUUUCUCUCGCUAUAAUGGGUAACCUACACGGUAUGAAGGUAACUGUUGCCAAAUAAAGUCAGCUCUCUACCCUGCGGAUGCAAACUAAGAUCAUAUACGAAAUGUGAACCCCGAAGGGGGAGAGUAGAGAUAAUCUAAGUCGAUGCCAUACAAACAAACACAUUUCCAGCCUAUUUGUGAGAUUCAAAAGCGUAUUCGUAGCAAUACAUUAGAACUUUCUCUUAAUUAAGCUAGGAUUUAACACAUAGCAAUUGGAUCGCGUCAAACGAAAAAUGUAAUUGAAUGUGAUAGUAGACUAUUAAUUUAUUAGUUAGACAUCGUAAUCGUAACGCUAAUCCAUGCAAACAGCUCAAAUCACUAUUGUUUGGAAGUUCAUGGUACAUCACUCUCUCGGAACGUAUUCUUGCCAUAUUGUGAGUCGCACUGAAUGUUAGGUAAAUAUACAAGUAAGCUAGUAACGUAGAGUCAAGAGCAACUAUACAUUCAUGUAUUGAAAGACGGUAAAAUAAAUAAAAAUAGUUUCAUUUCAAUAGAAGCUUAACAACUUCCAGUCAGUUGUUACUAUUUUGUUCUUUUUUCUUUUGCUGACAAAAUAUAUAAGUAGGUACUAUUGACUAUCUCAUCAAAGCUCGUCUACAAU
This is a messenger RNA of Armigeres subalbatus, 3357 nucleotides long. RefSeq lists its product as uncharacterized. The record is from RefSeq and is a predicted model, not a curated record. NCBI's taxonomy places the organism in Eukaryota, Metazoa, Arthropoda, Insecta, Diptera, Culicidae. The transcript is spliced from 2 exons. Bases 990 to 2732 code for a protein of 580 amino acids.